CAAAACCAAACCUUCAAUUCGAUUUCCCAGCUGUCACUCCUUUUAUUAGUUUCUUUUUAUUUUGUUCUUCGUCUCCGGUCUAAAUCUUCCUUUCUCUUGCCAGUUCUUAUCGUGAUUCUUCAAACAUAAUCGAACAUUAGUUUCGUUCGGUUUUUUGAUGAGAUGGAAAAUACAGUUACUCCUCCUCCUGCGGUUAUUAAUACAUCCUCUCCGGAUUUGUUGAAGAACACUCCUUCCAACAUCGCCAGGUUAGAAGACGUAAUCGAGCAAUGCCGUGGCCGACAAAAGUAUCUCGCUCAGACCUCAAGUCCGUCUGAUGGCAGUGAUGUUCGUUGGUACUUCUGUAAAGUUCCUUUGGCUGAAAACGAGUUAGCUGCUUCAGUACCUGGCACUGAUGUAGUAGGAAAGAGUGAGUAUUUCCGUUUUGGUAUGAGGGAUUCUCUUGCCAUUGAGGCUUCUUUCCUCCAGAGAGAAGAUGAGUUGUUGUCACUCUGGUGGAGAGAGUAUGCAGAAUGUAGCCAAGGCCCUAUACCACAAGUUAGUCCUAAAACAAUACCGAAUAAGCAGUCAGUUGAAGCUUCUGUGUCCUCUAGUCUGUAUGCAGUUGAAGAGGAGAGAGUUGGUGUACCUGUUAAGGGUGGGCUAUAUGAGGUGGACUUGGUGAGGAGGCAUUGUUUUCCCGUGUACUGGAAUGGAGAUAACCGGCGUGUGCUUAGAGGCCAUUGGUUUGCUCGUAAAGGUGGCCUAGACUGGCUUCCCAUUCCAGAAACUGUUGCUGAACAGUUGGAGGCUUCAUAUCGUAACAAGGUUUGGCACAGAAGAAGGUUUCAACCAUCUGGGCUAUUUGCAGCUCGUGUCGAUUUGCAGGGUUCCAGUCUGGGACUUCAUGCCCUCUUUACCGGGGAGGAUAGUACUUGGGAAGCUUGGCUUAAUGUUGAUCCCUCUGGGUUCUCUGGCUUUGUUGGCUAUACUGGGAAUGGAAUUAAGUUGAGACGCGGUUAUGCUGGCUCCUACUCUCCUAAACCUACACAGGAAGAACUACGCCAACAAAAGGAGGAAGAAAUGGAUGACUAUUGUUCACAAGUCCCUGUUAGACAUCUUGUAUUCAUGGUUCAUGGUAUUGGCCAAAAAGGUGAAAAGUCUAAUCUUGUUGACGACGUUGGAAACUCCGUCAAAUAA
Raphanus sativus (radish) is the source of this 1179-nucleotide messenger RNA. RefSeq names its product phospholipase SGR2-like. The transcript has 9 exons. The coding region runs from base 163 to 1179 and encodes 338 amino acids. NCBI's taxonomy places the organism in Eukaryota, Viridiplantae, Streptophyta, Magnoliopsida, Brassicales, Brassicaceae. Gene Ontology annotation, molecular function: glycerophospholipase activity. The record is from RefSeq and is a predicted model, not a curated record. Gene Ontology annotation, cellular component: cytoplasm.